AUGCAAGUCCUGCUGUUCCUGGAGGAGCUGGCCAGUGUGGCCGUGACACCCUUCAUAUUGGGCUGCUCCCUGCCCAAGUGCGCCGGCUCCAUCCUGCAGUUUGUGCGCGACCACACAGUGCGGGUGGAGGGCGUCGGCGACGUCUGCAGCCUGGCCGCGUUUGACUUUGGGCGCCACGGGAACCCCAAGUAUGGCGCCCCCUGCGCCGCGCCCGGCAAGCCGCUGCGCUCCAAGCAGGGCAAGAUGGAGAAGUCCUUCCUCACGUUUGUGGCUACCUACCCCACCUGGGCGCCCCCGGCCCAGGGGCGCAGGCUGCUGGCGGCGCUGUCGCAGCACACGGAGGUCGCCGCGGCGGCAGGCGGCGGCUUUGGUGGCGGUAGCUGCUGGGGCAUGCCGCAGGCACAGGGCGACAUGCAAGCUUACCAGCAGCACCAGGAGCAGCAACACAAUCAACAGCAACAGCAGCAGCAGCCGCGGGAGGCGCGGGAGCAUGGCUCUGCAGCCCAGGCCAAUGACGGGAGCCCGCACGACGCUGGCACGAACGGGGCGCCAGGUCAGGACGCGGUGUAUCGGGCUCCAGCAGGCGCGGCCGGCGGGCCGCAGGGUGCCGCAUGCGACCCCUUCCCGCUGCCGCCACAGGGCUCUGAUUGGGACGCCCUGGGGCCGCUGAGCCCGCUGGCGCCAGACACCACGCCCUUGAAGGAGCAGCAGCAACAGGGAGCAGGCAGCGAGGGCUCCUGGCUGGUGCCGCCCCUCAACGGCGUCGGCCCGGCCGCCAACGGCAAGGGGCCACAGGGCAGCAGACGUCAGCCGCUACCGCCAGCCUCGCACACACAGCACCCGCAUGCAGCCGCCCAGCCCCAAUCCCAAGGGGCGGGUCAGCAGUGGGGCCCAUCACCCCAGGCCACGCGGCAGCACUUUGCGCCGCCGCUGCCGCCGCCGCCGCAGCAGCAGCAGCAGCAGUGGCACCAGUCGCAGCAGCUGCAGCAGCACCACCACUGGCAGCAGCCGUCAUUGCAGCAGCAGCCGCAGCAACAACCCCACCAGGUGUUGCAGGUGUGGCCGUCAACCCUCUACCCCGGCGGCCCCAACGCCGCCGCCGCGCUGCCGGGAGCCAUGGGGCUCGCGUACGGCGGACCAGGCCACGGCGCGGGCGGCGGCACCCCCCCGCGGCCGGGCGUGCUGAGUGGCGGCGACGCGACCUGGUCGGCGCUGGGCAUGUGGGGCGCGGCGUCGGCGGCGGCCUCCGCAGCCGGGCGGCGCCUGGAUGGCAGUGGCGGCGGGGGCGGGGGCGUCUCUGACCUCAUCCCGGUCAACGAGACCGCCGACCUUGGCAGUCGCCUGGCCGCCAGCCACCUGCUGCUGCAGUCUUUCUACGAGAGCCGCGACCACACGGUGCAGCACCGCCAGGCCAACCGCGCCCACGCGCGCAGCAUGCUGCUGCAGCGCGCGCUCGGCGGCGGCGCGCUGUCGGUGGCGCCUUUCCUUGCCGCUUCGGCGUCGGCCGCGGCGGCGGCGGCCGCCUGGCAGCCGGCGCGGGCGGGGGCCUCGGCUUCUGCGCUGGGUGACGGGCGCCACUCGCCGCGCGACUCCCCCCACUCGCCGCUGGCGCGCACGGCCAUGUAUUGA
This is a messenger RNA of Monoraphidium neglectum, 1629 nucleotides long. RefSeq names its product Autophagy-related protein 9. Gene Ontology annotation, biological process: autophagy of mitochondrion; protein localization to phagophore assembly site. Gene Ontology annotation, cellular component: autophagosome; phagophore assembly site. NCBI's taxonomy places the organism in Eukaryota, Viridiplantae, Chlorophyta, Chlorophyceae, Sphaeropleales, Selenastraceae. The coding region runs from base 1 to 1629 and encodes 542 amino acids. The transcript has 4 exons. The record is from RefSeq and is a predicted model, not a curated record.